Molecule: messenger RNA, 804 nt
Organism: Bathycoccus prasinos
Lineage: Eukaryota; Viridiplantae; Chlorophyta; Mamiellophyceae; Mamiellales; Bathycoccaceae
Product: putative sarcosine-dimethylglycine methyltransferase
Exons: 1
Coding region: 1-804 (267 amino acids)
Molecular function (GO): S-adenosylmethionine-dependent methyltransferase activity
Source: RefSeq, a predicted model, not a curated record
AUGGGCGGCGGCGGAAACGAUAUUCACUUUGGUAUUUAUCGAGACCCCACGGACGGGGUGCAAGAGUCUGCGAACAGAACGACCGAAUGGAUGAUGACGCAAUUGGACAUGGCGAAAGAAAUCACGAAGGAUAUGCACGUUUUAGAUGUUGGGUCGGGGCACGGUGGCGGGUCGCACGCCAUGGCGAAAAAGUUUGGGUGCAAAGUGACUGGGAUAAACAUCGGUCCCGGGCAAAACGCCAUGAACUUGGCCAAAGCGAAGGAGUUGAAGUUGGAUCAUUUAGUCGAUGCGGUCGUUGGGAACAUCAACGACCCGUUACCGGAAGAGUGGACCGGUAAGUUUGACGCGAUUUGGUCGUGCGAAGUUUUAUGCCACGCCGGCGAUAAGUUGGCGUUAUUUAAAGAUUUGUAUAGAUGUUUGAAACCAGGCGGGGCGUUUGUUUUCUCGGACAUUUGCGGCGCGGAUGGAGCGGACGAGAAGGCACUGAAAGCAUUCACGGACCGAAACGCGACGACGUUUAUGGGUCGCCCGAGUCAAUACAUUAAAGACGUGAAAGAUAGCGGCUUCACGUACGUCAACUGGUGGGACGGAAGCAACCAUUUGGAGAGAUAUUUCCGAGACAUGGUUAAACAAAUCGACGAUAAUAGAGAAGAGAUGAAAUCGAAAGGCAUCACCGAUCAGUAUUUGGACAACUGGCACGGAAGCUUAACGGAAAGAGCGGCAAUUCAAAACGAAAAAGGUGUCUUUGCGUGGGGCGUGUUUGUCGCGAGAAAGCCCGAGGUGGAGGGGAAGAGUUGGACGUAA